CCGGCUUUUUUUCUGCUUCCCCCAAAGCUUGCCGAGAGGAACUUGUUUGUGAGUGGAACAUCGCGAAUCAUUGUCCGAGCUUGUCUCAUUUGUGUGUGGUUUCGUUUUUCCCUCCUGGCCUCCAUUGCCUUCUAUAUAUCUCCACCUCAGCAACAACCCGCGAUCCUCCCCGUCGCAUCCUCUCCUCCGAUCCUCGACAAUCCCUCUCACAGUCCUUCAAAAUGCUCUCAAGAAGUAUAGCCACCGCCGCCCGCAUGGUGCCCGCCACCAGGGCGCUGAGGCCCCGUUCGCACCCUCUCGUCAUGCUUCCCUCCAUGAUGCAGACCGUUCGCACCUACGCCGAUUCCGUCAUCAAGGUUCCUCAGAUGGCUGAGUCCAUUUCCGAGGGUACUCUCAAGCAGUUUUCCAAGAGCAUUGGCGAUUAUGUCGAGCAGGAUGAGGAGAUCGCUACCAUCGAGACCGACAAGAUUGACGUUGCUGUCAACGCCACCGAGUCUGGCACCAUCAAGGAGUUCCUCGUUGCCGAGGAGGAUACAGUUACUGUCGGACAAGACCUUGUUCGAAUUGAGCUUGGAGGCGCGCCAUCCGGUGACAAGAAGGAGGCCCCCAAGGAAGAGUCCAAGGAGCAGCCCCAGAAGUCCGAGUCUGAAUCAAAAUCCGAAUCAAAACCUGAGCCCAAGCAGGAAUCCGCUCCUGAGCCUAAGAAGGAGUCUGCUCCUGCUCCCAGCAAGCCCGAACCUCCCCGACAGGCCGAGAAGAAGGACUCCAAGCCACAGUCUGCCGCUUCCAGCGGUCCCUCUAUGGGUAACCGAGAAGAGCGCCGUGUCAAGAUGAACCGUAUGCGCCUUCGAAUUGCCGAGCGUCUCAAGCAGUCCCAAAACACGGCUGCUUCCCUGACCACUUUCAACGAGGUCGACAUGUCCAACAUCAUGGAGUUCCGCAAGCUUUACAAGGAGGACGUUCUUAAGAAGACUGGCGUCAAGCUUGGUUUCAUGAGUGCUUUCUCUCGAGCCUGCGUUCUUGCUAUGCGCGAUCUCCCCGCCGUCAACGCCUCCAUUGAGGGACCCAACGGCGGUGACACCAUCGUCUACCGCGACUACGUCGAUAUCAGCGUGGCUGUCGCCACCGAGAAGGGCCUCGUUACCCCUGUCGUCCGAAAUGUCGAAUCUAUGGACAUGAUUGGCAUUGAGCAAUCGAUUGCCGAUAUGGGCAAGAAGGUUGGUCGCAAUUCUGACACGCUCACUCACAAGUAGACUGGUGACUGACCAUGUGUUGACAGGCUCGUGACAACAAGCUUACUAUCGAGGAUAUGGCUGGAGGCACCUUCACCAUCAGCAAUGGCGGUGUUUUCGGGUCUCUCAUGGGCACUCCCAUCAUCAACCUCCCCCAGAGUGCUGUUCUUGGCCUCCACGCUAUCAAGGAGCGCCCCGUUGCUGUUAACGGCAAGAUCGAGAUUCGACCCAUGAUGUAUCUUGCUCUCACUUACGAUCACCGUCUGCUGGACGGCCGGGAGGCUGUGCAAUUCCUUGUCAAGGUGAAGGAGUACAUUGAGGAUCCCCGAAGGAUGCUCCUGUAAGAGACAUCACUAAAUGUCAAGCUACUUAAUACCCUAUAGCAUGUAGUCAAUAGUCUUGUCGAAGAAAUUCGAGGCGCCUGGACUAUCAUCUAUUGUAUACUAAACAAAGAUAAAGUAUGGAGCAUGCACAUUCUCUUGCCAAUGUUGAUAAACAUGGAUUUCAUCAUAGUGGUAUAUCCUAGUUGCUUCUGUGUGGAGAACUUA
Molecule: messenger RNA, 1780 nt
Organism: Fusarium verticillioides 7600
Lineage: Eukaryota; Fungi; Ascomycota; Sordariomycetes; Hypocreales; Nectriaceae
Product: dihydrolipoyllysine-residue succinyltransferase, E2 component
Exons: 3
Coding region: 222-1253 (343 amino acids)
Biological process (GO): tricarboxylic acid cycle
Cellular component (GO): oxoglutarate dehydrogenase complex
Molecular function (GO): dihydrolipoyllysine-residue succinyltransferase activity
Source: RefSeq, a predicted model, not a curated record